AUGAGUACCGGCUUCCCGUCCGCUCAGCCGUACUUAAGCCACACGCCGGGAGACUCCAGGCACAGGGUAUAUGACGACUUGUCCCUGAUGGGUGAAGAAGUAUUCUCCAAUACCAUAGUCGAUGCCGCAGCCCACAGUAGAGUUGUACCCAUAAGUCCUGCUCCCUUCGGUCGGAAGCGCAUAUUCGGAUUGCGACGACUGCUCGGCAUAUAUCAAUCCAUUGUCACCAUCAUGACCUGUGGACCAAGCGCACCGUCCACAAUGGGCGGGUCCCCCCCUCCCGAUAUUCCAGUCCAUCAACGUGGUUACGAUCGAUCAUUGUCUCAAAGUAAGGGACCACUUUCUCGCGCGGCGGGAAAGGGCAAGCUCGGAAAGCCAGGACAUGCCGCGAACCGGGACCGCGACUGUCUAAGCACCCCGAAUGGCUUUGACGCCGUUUUUAUAAAUUUGCACGCGGGAGUCCAAGCCCGGGUCCUCUCUUCGCCCCCUGGGAGGUCGAAUAAGCAAUCUUGGCGGGCGAGUCUUCUGGCCCACGGCGACAUCUCGCCACAGUGCGAAUUCCUGGCGCGGCUGGCACUAACACAAGAAGUGCUUGAUGUUCCAGCCGUCCGCAUAGGCUACAUGCUAGACCGCUGCGCGCCCAGUAAGAGAUAUCAAGACCAUCCAGUUGGCCUUCUCAUCAAAAGGAGUCUGAAACCCUCCAGAUACAUGUCUAUCGCCGAAGGAUCGUCAUUGCACGGCUCCAUCACUUUCGUCACAUUAGGGUUUAGACCGCCCCAUAGCCCAAGCCUCAACCAGUGCCCGCGCCAGCUCCAACGCCUACCACAACCUGAACCACAACUCCCACCACCUCCACAGGCAAAGACGCUAUUAAAGCCGUCAUCGUCCGCUGCCAAGGCGACACCUCCCCUGAUCUUCGACAACGCCGUCCCGCCCGUGCCGGCCCUGCUCGACUUCCCCGUUGUGGUGCACCGCGUGGGCACGCGCGACAACGGCGAGUUCGGGUGCCUGGACAACCAGGCCAUCACCUACCUGCACAUCGACCCUAUCUCCGAGAUGGCGCCGCCGGCGUGGCAGGCGGGGCGGAUUGGCACCGUGAUGGUGGCGCGCAAGGACCGCAAGGAUCUGUCGCCGGAACACUACGAGGCCGUUUGGAUGUACAUCGACUACAUGCUCGAUUUCUUUGGGAAUGGGGGCCCGCCGCCGGAGCACCUGUUCAAGAAGGGAAAAGUUUGA
Molecule: messenger RNA, 1236 nt
Organism: Aspergillus japonicus CBS 114.51
Lineage: Eukaryota; Fungi; Ascomycota; Eurotiomycetes; Eurotiales; Aspergillaceae
Source: RefSeq, a predicted model, not a curated record